Messenger RNA from Oncorhynchus masou masou (cherry salmon), 5044 nucleotides. It is a transcript of the gene mgrn1b, whose product is annotated as mahogunin, ring finger 1b. Gene Ontology annotation, cellular component: cytoplasm; plasma membrane; early endosome. The record is from RefSeq and is a predicted model, not a curated record. Gene Ontology annotation, molecular function: ubiquitin protein ligase activity. The coding region runs from base 270 to 1916 and encodes 548 amino acids. Lineage: Eukaryota; Metazoa; Chordata; Actinopteri; Salmoniformes; Salmonidae. Gene Ontology annotation, biological process: negative regulation of G protein-coupled receptor signaling pathway; endosome to lysosome transport; protein ubiquitination. The transcript is spliced from 15 exons.
GUCCCUAACACCAUGUAGUUUGACGUAUCACACAUCAGAAGGCUUUUGGCUAGAAACUUGUGUUUAUUUUCUUUAGCGGACACCAAGUUAUCCUUGGUUCUAUCGUUAUUCUUGACAGGUACACAGUUGAAUAUAUAAGUCGCUGUGUACUACCGAAGAAAGUCUAAAACUUGUUACAAAACGGUCCCUUGGACGAUAAAUACACUAGCGUUGGUGUUAGUAGUUAGCUAAUUCUGUAGCUAAUUAGCUAGCAAGCAACAACAAGGAAAAUGGGGUCGAUUCUUAGUCGGAGAAUCGCUGGCGUUGAGGAUAUUGAUAUCCAGGCGAAUUCUGCAUACAGAUUUCCACCGAAAUCGGGGAAUUACUUUGCCAGCCAUUUUUUCAUGGGAGGGGAGAAAUUUGACACUCCACAUCCAGAGGGUUACCUAUUCGGAGAAAACAUGGAUCUGAACUUCCUUGGAAAUAGGCCUGUACAAUUUCCGUACGUGACCCCGGCACCUCAUGAGCCUGUGAAGACCCUGAGAAGUCUGGUCAAUAUCAGAAAGGACUCCCUGCGCUUGGUCAGGUACAAAGAUGACACUGAUGCUCCAGUAGAGGAAGGAGGGAAGCCAAAGGUUCUGUAUGGUGUGGAGUUCACAUUUGAUGCUGAUGCUCGUGUGGCUAUCACCCUGUAUUGCCAAGCUUUUGAGGAAUUUACCAAUGGGAUGGCAAUGUACAACCCAAAGGGCCCAGCCCUGGUUUCUGAGACUGUACACUAUAAGAGGGGUGUGAGCCAACAUUUCUCCCUGCCUUCUUUCAAAAUCGAUUUCACCGACUGGAAGGAGGAGGAUCUGAACUUUGACCUGGACCGGGGUGUUUUCCCCAUGGUGAUCCAAGCUGUGGUGGAUGAAGGGGAUGAUUGCUUUGGACAUGCACAUGUGCUGCUGGCAGCCUUUGAGAGACAUGUGGAUGGCAGUUUCUCCGUCAAGCCUCUGAAGCAGAAGCAAAUUGUGGAUCGUGUGAGCUACCUGCUGCAGGAGAUCUAUGGAAUUGAAAACAAAAACAACCAAGAGACCAAGCCAUCGGAGGAUGAGAACAGUGACAACAGCAAUGAGUGUGUUGUUUGUCUGUCAGACCUCAGAGACACCAUCAUCCUGCCCUGCAGACACCUGUGUCUCUGCAACUCCUGUGCUGACACCCUGCGUUACCAGGCCAACAACUGUCCUAUCUGCAGACUGCCCUUCCGAGCCUUGCUGCAGAUCAGAGCUGUGAGGAAGAAGCCUGGGCCGCUGUCCCCUGUCUCUUUCAGCCCUGUACUGGCUCAGACCAUGGACCAUGAUGAGCACUCGAGCUCAGACUCGGUUCCCCCAGGCUUUGAGCCCAUCUCUCUGCUGGAGGCCCUGAACGGCCUGCACUCUGUGUCCCCCUCCAUCCCCCCCGCCCCCCUCUACGAUGAUAUUAACUUCUCUGGGAGCCUGGUAGGGGAGGGCCGGCCGCUGGGCUCCCCAGAACACUCCGGUGACGGGGGCCUGCAGAAGGGCAAAGUCAGCAAGUCACCUGACAGCACCCUGAGGUCGCCCUCAUCACCUAUCCAGGAGGAGGAUGAGGAGAAGCUGUCUGAGAUGUCGGACGCCCAGCCUCACACACUGCUCUCCAGCAGCCCUGCUCCCACCGAGGCCACUGCAGCCGAGGAUGUACCGGAGUCCAUCUCCCCAGAUGAUGAGGACAGGCUGCACUCUGGAGGAGAGAGAGAGAUCCUUCAGGACUACAGCAGUGAACACAGCAGCCUGACCAAAACAGAGAGUGACCCACCAGGGGACCUGUCUCUGCCAGGGUCAUCAGAGAGCCUGAAGAGUCAGAGUACCAACUGCUCCAGCCAGCCCCUCCUGUGUCCCCCCAGUAGCCUUCACAUGGAGGAUGAGCAACUUGACCCCUAACCUCUGGGCCCAAUGGUUCUCCCUCUCUGGCUGAGUCCCAAUUCACUUUCUCGCAUGUAUUUAACAAUGGUGGAAACUCCCUCCAGUCAACAAUUACACCAAUCCAAUGCUUUUAAAUCCAUGACGGGGAGAGUGAAAGUGCACAUUUAGCCUGGAUGAAAAAUUGGGACUUGGUCUCCUCCCAAGCCAUCCCUCCCCAUGAUCCAGUCCCCUUGGGCCUUGUAGAAGACCACUUUCCUAGUUUAGUCAUCGAUUCAUGCCAUAACUGGCAUUGAUUCAAACUGUGUUUGUGGUGGUCACUGCAAGGAUUUACUAAAACCAUACUAUACCUUAACUAAAAAACAACAAGUCCUUAAUUAGAUUGCUUUACAUUCAGUUGAAGUCGGAAGUUUACAUAUACCUUGGCCAAAUGCAUUUAAACACAUUUUUUCACAGUUCCUGUCAUUUAAUUCUAGUAAAAUUCCCUGUCUUAGGUCAGUUAGGAUCACCACUUUAUUUGAGAAUGUGAAAUGUCAGAAUAAUUGUAUAGAGUGAUUUUAUUUCAGCUUUUAUUUCUUUCAUCACAUUCCCAGUGGGUCAGAAGUUGUUUAAAUUGUUUAACUCAAAAGUUUCGGGUAGCCUUCCACAAGCUUCCCACAAUAAGUUGGGUGAAUUUUGGCCCAUUCCUCCUGACAGAGCUGGUGUAACUGAGUCAGGUUGUAGGCCUCCUUGCUUGCACACGCUUUUUCAGUUCUGCCUACAGAUUUUCUAUAGCAUUGAGGUCAGGGUUUUGUGGUGGCCACUCCAAUACCUUGACUUUGUUGUCCUUUAGCCAUUUUGCUACAACUUUGGAAGUAUACUUGGGGUCAUUGUCCAUUUGGAAGACCCAUUUGCGACCAAGCUAUAACUUCCUGACCGAUGUCUCUGAGAUGUUGCUUCAAUUUAUCCACAUAAUUUUCCUACCUCAUGAUGCCAUCUAUUUUGUGAAGCGCACCAGUCCCUCUUGCAACAAAGCACCCCCACAACAUGAUGCUGCCACCCCGUGCUUCACGGUUGGGAUGGUGUUCUUCGGCUUGCAAGCCUCCCCCUUUUUCCUCCAAACAUAACGAUGGUCAUUAUGGCCAAACCAGAGGACAUUUCUCCAAAAAGUAUGAUAUUUGUCCCCAUGUGCAGUUGCAAACUGUAGACUGGCUUUUUUAUGGCGGUUUUGGAGCAGUGGCUUCUUCCUUGCUGAACAGCCUUUCAGGUUAUGUCGAUAUAGGACUCGUUUUACUGUGGAAAUAGAUGCUUUUGUAGCUGUUUCCUCCAGACUCUUCACAAGUUCCUUUGCUGUUGUUCUGGGAUUGAUUUGCACUUUUCGCACCAAAGUGCGUUCAUCUUUAGGAGACAGAAUGCGUCUCCUUCCUGAGCGUUAUAACGACUGCGUGGUCCCAUGGUGUUCAUUCUUGCAUACUAUUGUUUGUACAGAUGAACAUGGUACCUUCAGGGGUUUGGAAAUUGCUCCCAAGGAUGAACCAGACUUGUGGAGGUCCACAAUUUUGUUUCUGAGGUCUUGGCUGAUUUCUUUUGAUUUUCCAAUGAUGUCAAGCAGAGGCACUGAGUUUGAAGGUAGGCCUUGAAAUACAUCCACAGGUAUGGAAUUUUAUGGAAUUUUCCAAGCUAUUUAAAGGCACAGUCAACUUAGUGUAUGUAAACUUCUGACCCACUGGAAUUGUGAUACUGUGAACUAUAAGUGAAAUAAUCUGUCUGUAAACAAUUGUUGGAAAAAUGACUUGCGUCAUGCACAAAGUAGAUGUCCUAACCGUCUUGUCAAAAGUAUAGUUUGUUAACAAGAAAUUUGUGGAGUGGUUGAAAAACGAGUUUUAAUGACUCCAGCCUAAGUAAACUUCAGACUUCAACUGUACAUUUAGGAGUGUGUAAUUGUUUGUCCAUUCUGGAUGGGGUUGUGGUGCAGUGGUGGACGUUGCAUGAUUCCAGUGGUUGAGUAUGACUACCAUCAUAUGGUAGUACUAGAAGCACACUCACUUUCAGUUUACUCUACUUAAAUUACUGCUUGACACUAAUUGUUUUAGAGAGCAUUAAUACCAUUCCUGUUGUAUUCAUCUAAACUAAUAACUUUUUAACAUUUUAUUUCUUGUUGCUUGUAUGAUAUGAAAUGUUUUGGUGGACAUUUGACAUGAUUAAACAUGACAAUUUAAUGGAGUCAUUUUUAAAGGUUUUGAGGAUUCAUUCAUUUUGCUUUGUGAAAUGGUGAAUUCCUAUGUCAUAACAAGUCAAAUUGAGGCAUUUAAUUUCAAAUUGUCUUCAAAGGUUUUGAGGAUCCAUUCAUUUUUCUUUGUGAAUAUCUACAUGUGUUCGUUUUUUUAUACUGAAUUAUGUGAUAUAUUGUACCUGUACUAGAAAUGUAUGUAGAUUAAUUUGCAAAAUUGUAUAUUUGUGUGUUGUAGAAGAAAAUCUGGGGAUUCAAAUAAGGAGAUUAGUAGUUACAGCUACAUGCACAGUAUCUCAAAUGUAGCUGAUUGAUUUUUAGUGACAUAGUCCAGCUUUACACCUUAACAGCUGAACACAAAGAAAGAUAGAGCCUGUAACAAGCCAAUACACUAUGCUGACCGUAUAGCACAAACUGUGUUAUUUGUAGAUGUGGCAUAUUUCUAUAGUUAUAUUGUGGCUUGUCAUCCUGGCAUAGUCGUUGCCUUGCUCAAGUUCCAUGACUUGCAGUGUCUGACUUCCCUGUAGAUGGAGCACCAUUCAUAUAGAUCUAUGUGCCUUCAACUAAACAGAUAUGGCUGCUGCUUGUUGCAUUAUUGGUGUUCUUGUGAUGAAACGGUUUCAGGAUAUACAGCUGUAUGAGCCUGUAGUCUAGGAGGUUUUUAUUCCCACUGGCUGAUAUACAGAGCUGUAAAUGUAUGACAUUUCUUUGCAUUCUCAAUGGUUCAUUAAAUAUUUUUAAGGAAACCUAAUUGUUAUUAAACCAUUAUUAAAACCCAACUGUUCAGCAAUUACAAUUGUUAAAUCCAUAUAUUGAUACAUUUAAUCUAUAAAUGGUAAGUACAUUAUGAUUAGACUUGGUUGUUAUAUGGUCUGUAUUAUGUGUGUGUGUUCUAUUUUUUUCCCAGGAGGAAUAAACUAAAUGCUUCUUAACCAUUUUA